AUGAAUGGAAACGAUGACAACCUCCAACCAGUUAAAUAUUUAGGCAAAGUUCGUUCACUAUACGCUCAUGGUAUCGGUGUGGCCAUUGAACCUGUACGUCUUGUCUGGGCUCGAUCGAAAAAAGGUUCACGUUAUAAUCGUUGUGCCGUAUCCAUACAUCCAUUUGGUUUAUCAAUCUACGAAGAAAUAUCAAACGGAACAUAUAAAAAUGUUUGGUCCGACAGUAUUGAAGAUAUUUCUUAUUGUGUUGCUGAACCUUUCCAUCGUCGCAUAUUCGCUUGGAUUGCUCGAUCACCUCGUACAAAUGAACUGGAAUGCCAUGUUAUACUCUGUAAAACAAGUAAACGUGCACGUAUACUUGCUGAACUAUUAGCGAAAUCAUUUCAUGAAUCGUAUCGUUAUCGACAAGAGCAACAACAACAACAACAACAACAACAACAGCGAGCUAUUGACACAGCAUCGUUAUCGGCGCGUUGUUCAGUAUGUGAUACGAUCGCUCGACAAGAGCAAACUAUCAGUACGCGCCCAUCUUUGUAUCGAAGUCAUUCACAUGAUCGUAAUUAUCACGACGAACUCGAACACACCCGUUAUCCAAUGCGAAAUGAUUAUGAGCGUGUUUCAUUUCAUACACCGAAUAUUGCACGCGCUUUUGUGCGAAGCUACGAAGGAAAUUCAAUGAAUAGUAGUAGUCGUCGAAGUAUUGACAAUGAUACAACAUUAGUGGAUGGAGAAUCGAUUAAACCAGUCGAAUACUAUCGCAGAUAG
Messenger RNA from Adineta ricciae, 765 nucleotides. NCBI's taxonomy places the organism in Eukaryota, Metazoa, Rotifera, Eurotatoria, Adinetida, Adinetidae. The record is from the annotation of a GenBank genome assembly.